This is a messenger RNA of Mycotypha africana, 978 nucleotides long. RefSeq lists its product as uncharacterized. The transcript is spliced from 4 exons. The record is from RefSeq and is a predicted model, not a curated record. Bases 131 to 778 code for a protein of 215 amino acids. NCBI's taxonomy places the organism in Eukaryota, Fungi, Mucoromycota, Mucoromycetes, Mucorales, Mycotyphaceae.
AAGAGAAACGAGAAAAAAAAAAACGAAAAAACUGCAAAUUGUCUUGUUUGCAGUGACAAAAGGACAUUGCUUUUUUUCUUCUCCACUUCCUUCUUUUUUAUUCUCCCUUACCAACAAAUAACAAAAUAAUAUGACUCAUCAGCUCUAUUACAGUGACAAACAUCCCACAGCGUUUUAUCCGUAUUCAACAUUAGCGCCACCAAACUAUCACCAUCACCGUCUACCAUUACAGCACCUCACGCCGUUGCUUCCAGUAGUCGAUGACAAUACAUAUCACUACUCCCUUCCACAAAGAAAAAUAAGAAUUAGUAACAGUAGACCAAAGCUAUCUAGAUCAUUAUCAACUGGAAGUCUGAGACAUUUGGAAGAGCAACAGCAGCAUUUCAUCAAUCAAGGGAUUACAGAGUAUCCUGAGAAUGUAUACAACUGGUAUUACCAGCAACAGAAUGAGCCUCAGUAUAUUCAUUCACAAAGAAGUACUAUUAAACCGAAGAACAGAAAAAGAUCGAAAGGCAGAGAACACAAUGAGAGAAACACACUGGAAAGAAACGAAGAUAGUGAUGACAGAUAUGAUAACAAUAACAGCGAAUACAAUAUUGAUCCAGACGUUUACACAGAUAUUGAUGGCGAACCCAUGAAUGAGCUGGAACUGCUUGCUGCAAAAAACGCUAUACGUAAUGAAACAAUCUUUUACGACGAAAAUGAUGAUAAAGAAAGAACUGCUAAGCAAGUGUCAUCUUCAAGCGACAGAAAGACGAAAGCUUAUCGAAUGCAAUGAAGUCGUUGAACUUCCAACAUAUCAAAGUAGACUCAGCAGCAGUCGCUGAUAAUACUUUCAAAAACGAAGAAGCAACAUCCAAAUAUUUCUGCAACCACUUCAACAAAAAAGAAACGAUGGCCAUUUUCCUUUCUAUUUAAGAAGGGUGUACUUCCCCAUGCAAAACAGCAGCACCAACAGCAAGCCCUUCCUCAGCACCU